Messenger RNA from Scatophagus argus, 4710 nucleotides. RefSeq names its product adaptor related protein complex 2 subunit alpha 1 (gene ap2a1). The transcript has 22 exons. The coding region runs from base 731 to 3682 and encodes 983 amino acids. The record is from RefSeq and is a predicted model, not a curated record. NCBI's taxonomy places the organism in Eukaryota, Metazoa, Chordata, Actinopteri, Scatophagidae. Gene Ontology annotation, cellular component: AP-2 adaptor complex; membrane coat. Gene Ontology annotation, biological process: clathrin-dependent endocytosis; intracellular protein transport. Gene Ontology annotation, molecular function: clathrin-cargo adaptor activity.
UACGUCGCGCGGUCACGAUAUCAGUUCUUAAGUCACGAGCUUUAUCCAAGCCGAGGAGUGGAGGCUGGACAAUUAGAACGGACGCCAAUCAUACAAGACAACUUAUUUACCAAAUUUAGUGCAUGAUAAAGGGAACAGGGCUAUAAUUUCAUAUCGCUGGCUGUCAGUUAAAACUCCACUGAGUUAUUUCGCUCAACCGGUGAUGUAUUCCAGUAUUUGAAUGAUAUUGCUAGCCAGCUAGCUAGCUAGCUGUUAAGCUAGCUUUACGGUGCGUGAGUAGUAGCAACUUAACGUUAUAUUCUGACUGUAUUCAUCAUAUAGAGUUUCAAAGGGUGGGUGUGUUUAACUGAAGUGAAUUAUUACAUUAGAUGUUAUGCGUAACGGCCACAUUCCUAGCCAGAUAAGGAUUGAAUGAAAUAGCGUUAGCUUGACAUAGCCAGCGGAAACGAGACAGUUAACAGGGAUAACGUUAACUUAUCCUGCUGGUUGAUUCACCGCCAUCCAGCAAUUCUAGCAAAUACAGUCGGAGGCAGAGACGCAAAAGCAUACAGUGAGCUUGGCGAGUAACAGUCAGUCAUAAAGUUGGAGUGAACUAUUGGACCUACGAAGUAGCUAACUACUACGAAGCGUCAAAUUGGCCAUCUUCCCCUCCAGUCCAGCGUAAAGAAAACUGACCGACGUCAGUUCGUUUCUACGGAUAAGGCCGGGGUGCGGACAGAAACUUGCAAAAAUGCCGGCUGUGUCGAAAGGAGAUGGAAUGCGUGGAUUAGCCGUGUUCAUUUCGGACAUUAGAAAUUGUAAGAGCAAGGAGGCUGAGAUAAAACGGAUCAAUAAAGAGUUGGCCAACAUUCGCUCCAAGUUUAAAGGGGACAAGGCUCUGGAUGGCUACAGCAAGAAGAAAUAUGUGUGCAAGCUGCUCUUUAUUUUCCUGCUCGGCCAUGACAUUGACUUUGGACACAUGGAGGCAGUCAACCUGCUGAGCUCCAACAAGUACACAGAGAAACAGAUUGGCUACCUGUUCAUCUCAGUGCUGGUAAACAGCAACAGUGAGUUGAUCCGUCUGAUCAACAAUGCCAUAAAGAAUGACCUGUCCAGCCGCAAUCCCACCUUCAUGUGCCUGGCACUUCACUGUAUUGCAAACGUGGGAAGCCGUGAGAUGGCUGAGGCCUUUGCCAGUGAGAUCCCUCGGAUCCUGGUUGCUGGCGAUACGAUGGACAGUGUGAAACAGUCAGCUGCCCUGUGUUUGCUGCGGCUUUAUAAGACCUCUCCUGACUUGGUGCUGAUGGGUGAGUGGACUUCACGGGUGGUGCACCUACUCAACGACCAACACAUGGGUGUGGUGACAGCAGCCAUCUCUCUCAUCACCUGUCUGAGCCAGAAGAAUCCAGAUGAGUUCAAGACCUGUGUUUCCCUGGCUGUCUCCAGACUCAGCAGGAUUGUGUCAUCGGCCUCUACUGACCUCCAGGAUUACACCUACUAUUUUGUCCCGGCACCGUGGCUAUCCUGCAAACUCCUGCGCCUGCUGCAGUGCUACCCUCCCCCAGAAGAUGGCGCUGUCAAGGGCCGUCUGGUUGAGUGUCUGGAGACAAUCCUCAAUAAAGCCCAGGAACCACCAAAGUCCAAGAAGGUGCAGCAUUCCAAUGCAAAGAAUGCUAUCUUGUUUGAGGCUAUCUCACUUAUCAUCCACUAUGAUAGUGAGCCAAACCUGCUGGUGCGAGCCUGUAAUCAGCUGGGCCAGUUCCUGCAGCACAGAGAGACUAACCUACGCUACUUGGCUCUGGAGAGUAUGUGUACUCUGGCCAGCUCUGAGUUUUCCCAUGAAGCUGUCAAGACACACAUCGAGACGGUCAUCAACGCUCUCAAGACUGAAAGGGAUGUGAGUGUUCGACAGAGGGCAGCUGAUCUGCUGUAUGCGAUGUGUGAUCGCAGCAAUGCCAAGCAGAUCGUAGCCGAGAUGCUGAGCUACCUUGAGACAGCAGACUACUCCAUCAGAGAGGAGAUGGUGCUUAAAGUGGCCAUACUUGCAGAGAAGUAUGCUGUGGAUUACUCCUGGUACGUGGAUACCAUUCUCAACCUCAUCCGCAUUGCUGGUGACUACGUCAGCGAGGAGGUGUGGUAUCGCGUCAUCCAGAUUGUCAUCAACCGAGAUGAUGUGCAGGGCUACGCCGCCAAGACAGUCUUUGAGGCCUUGCAAGCCCCUGCCUGCCAUGAGAACAUGGUCAAGGUUGGAGGCUACAUUCUGGGAGAAUUUGGUAAUCUCAUUGCUGGUGACCCACGCUCCAGCCCCCUGGUCCAGUUCAACCUUCUCCACUCCAAGUUUCAUCUGUGUUCCGUGCCCACUCGUGCCCUACUGCUGUCAGCCUACAUCAAGUUUAUCAACCUGUUCCCAGAGACCAAGGCAACCAUCCAAGAGGUUCUGCGCUGUGAUAGCCAGAUCCGCAACUCAGAUGUGGAGCUGCAGCAGCGCGCGGUCGAGUAUCUGAAGCUUUCUUCCAUUGCUAGCACAGAUGUCCUGGCUACUGUCCUGGAGGAGAUGCCUCCCUUCCCAGAAAGAGAGUCGUCUAUCCUGGCUAAGCUUAAGAAGAAGAAAGGGCCUGGAGCUGUGUCUGUGUCAGAGAUGGAGGACAACAAAAGGGAGGGUGGAGAGUUGAAUGGAGGAGGCGACCGGGGACCAGACACAGCAGCCAUGGCUGCCUCCAAUGCUUCUACCCCGUCACCAUCAGCAGACCUCCUUGGGAUUCGUUCUGCUGCUCCCAUUGGUGCUGCUCCGGCCAGUGCAGGCAGUCUGUUGGUAGAUGUGUUUUCUGAGGCAGGGCCUGCCGCAACUUCUGCUGCUGUGAAUGAUGACGGCUUCCUAAGAGAUCUGGAACAACCCACCGAGACCUCUGAUUCCCUAUUGGUGGAGGGUUCUGGUGACUCGGACUCUGCUCCUCCCUCUGAGGAUCCUGCUCCGCCUCUGCCUGAGGCAGAUGAACUUCUCAACAAGUUUGUGUGCAAGAACAAUGGGGUUCUGUUUGAGAAUCAGCUGCUACAGAUUGGCAUCAAGUCAGAGUAUCGUCAGAAUCUCGGGAGAAUGUACUUAUUCUAUGGCAAUAAGACGUCAGUGCAGUUUGCCAGCUUCACCACCACAGUCAGCUGUCCUGGGGAGCUACAGUCUCAGCUCAAUGUUCAGACCAAACCAGUGGAACCACUGGUGGAAGGUGGAGCCCAGAUCCAACAGGUCCUCAAUAUUGAGUGUCUGACUGACUUCUCUGAUGCCCCACUGCUCAACAUCAAGUUCAGAUAUGGUGGAGCUCUGCAGAACUUGACCCUCAAACUGCCUGUCACCAUCAACAAGUUCUUCCAGCCAACUGAGAUGACCUCACAUGACUUCUUCCAGCGUUGGAAGCAGCUUAGCCAGCCUCAGCAAGAAGCACAAAAGAUAUUCAAGGCCAACCACAGCAUGGACACUGAAGUACUUAAGGCUAAGCUGCUGGGAUUAGGAACAGCUCUGUUGGACAACGUUGAUCCAAAUCCAGAGAAUUAUGUGUGUGCUGGAGUCAUCCAAACCAAGAGCCAGCAGGUUGGCUGUCUGCUCAGACUGGAGCCAAAUGCUCAGGCACAGAUGUAUCGUCUGACUCUGCGCUGCAGCAAGGACUCUGUGUCCAGACGUCUUUGUGAACUGCUGGCCCAGCAGUUCUAGAGUACAGACCUCUACUAUGACCAGUACUCCCACCAUCCCCACCAGCGAUCUGUCCCUCCUGUCAUACUUUUCCUCCUUCCUCCAAAAAAUAAUCUUUGAGUAAAAAAGUUGUAACCUACAUAAGGGAAAAAGCAGCCACUGCUAGUAGCAGUGGCAAUAUUAUUGUCCCACCCCGGAUUCUGAUUCCAGUUCACCUUUUACUUGUUUAUUAACAUGAUGCUACAUUCUUGAUUUUGUUGGUGUUUACCUCUGUAGCUGGUGUGUGUGUGUGUGUGUGUGUGUGUGUGAGAGAGAGUGUGUGUGAGGGAGAGAGAGAGAGAGAGAGAGAGAUUCUCAUGGUUGUGCUAGGGUCCCAUUCUACUCCAUCCUGACAACUCUGUAGUGCUGAAGCUGUUGUGUGUAUGUGUGUGUGUGUGUGAGAGAGAAAGAGAUUUCAUUUGCAUUGGUAAAAUAUUCCUUGAAGUCAGUGUUGAGCCUCUUUAUUGCACACAUGCACUCAUUCCUUCCCUACACAUUCAUACACACAGACGCACAGAAGGAUUCUUUUGGGACCUGCGGACCCAGUAGUUUGAUCCCUUCUGUCCGUUCAUUUCUGUUCAGCAUUCCCUGUGAAAAUAUGCUUCAGGUGUUGAGAUCCUCUAUGAGGCCCUCCAGCAUGAGCCCAUCUCAGUUUAUUUCUGAAUUUGUUAAUUCCUGAAUCUCAGUGAUGAGUAAACAUUCAUUUCAGUGAACUAGUACACUUGAUUGUCAUUGAUGUGUAUGUAUUAAAUGUGCCAGUGUGUUAUUGCUUUUUGAAACAUUCCCAUCUUGCUUGUUUAGAAUACCUAAUCUAACCCAAACUGCGUGAGUAGGAGAUUGGCACAGAAUGGACACUAUGUAGAUGACUGGUAUAGGGAUGUCACAGUUCUCAUCACUGUAGUCUUUCCUCUUGUAAACUGGAACAUUAUUUUUGGAAACAAUGUAACAAUGAAAGAUGUACUUUCAUAGUACAUCAGGUCAUACUUUCAAGACAAGAAAAUGUGAGAUUU